Rasamsonia emersonii CBS 393.64 is the source of this 3084-nucleotide messenger RNA. Its product is annotated as Importin 13. The record is from RefSeq and is a predicted model, not a curated record. The transcript is spliced from 5 exons. Gene Ontology annotation, molecular function: small GTPase binding. NCBI's taxonomy places the organism in Eukaryota, Fungi, Ascomycota, Eurotiomycetes, Eurotiales, Trichocomaceae. Bases 1 to 3084 code for a protein of 1027 amino acids. Gene Ontology annotation, biological process: protein import into nucleus. Gene Ontology annotation, cellular component: cytoplasm; nuclear membrane.
AUGGAUGAGGUCAUGCCUGCUGGUGCUCCAGACCCUGCCGUUGAUAUAAAUGCUCUCCUUGAAGAGACAAAGAAUCUUGUUUCCGAGCUUUACCACCCACGUGGUCGCACUCCAGCUGAGCUCAAGGCCGUCCAGGAUCGUCUGCAGGUCAUCCAGAAAAGUCCUCAAGGAUGGCAGAUUGCGGACGGCUUGUUGGGCGCCGACGAUACCGACAUGAGGUUCUUCGGAGCCUUGACCUUUACGGUCAAAAUUAACCAGGAUUGGAACGAGCUUUCUGAGAAAGACGUCCAGGAUCUCCUGACCUAUUUGAUGCAGCGCUUUGUCGCCCUGGUCAACUGGGGAGAAAAGCCGUUGGUUCUCAGAAAGCUGGCGUCAAGCUUGGUAGCUGUUUUCCUCAGGCCUAAUACCACAUGGAACCGGGCCAUCUGUGACCUGGCCGAGUCUCUGAGCAAUCGUAAUCAAGUUCCAAAGGAACAGUAUUUGCCCACCGAUUUUGAGGGUGCAGCACUCCCGGCUCUCAACGAGAUUCAGAUUGCUGCCCUGCUUCUUUUUUCGACCACCAUGGCCGAGGAAGCGGUCAAGCGGAGCUCCCAGGUCCGUAGGAGUGGUGAGCACCCGGUUGCGGAUAACAUCAGAGAUGCCUUUUGUUUGUGUGAUUUUGUCCUGAGACACUUCCUCCGGCAGUUUGUUUUGGGGAAUCCUGUUAAUGACGUGAGUAUUGGUAUCGAGGCACUGGAGUCCUAUCGUGCUUGGCUCAAUGUGCGAGCAAAUAUCCGGAUGCGUGAGCCGAUCGAGGCAUCUGAAUUGUCCUCGCAAAUGGAGAACUUGGUGCAGUGCCUUGGCAUCCCCGGUCUGUCUAAACCAGCAACUGAGAUCCUGACGGAACUGUUGGGAUCUGGUGACAAGACUCUGACUGACUGGCAUUUGAACGUAAUAUUGGAAUACAUCGUUAGUGAGGCAGGAUCUGCACAUGUUACUGCUCUCUUGGAUGGUGAUUACGAAGACGAGCAUAUGUCUUUCCUGGAGCUUGUUCUCACGUACUCCUCUACUCGGCGGGUAGAGCUUCUCCUUGGCGCACUGACUCCCACCCACGAGAAGCUCCUCGCCUACAUGGAUACUCUAUUCCAUGGUCCUGGCUAUCCGGGAGCCGAGGAUAAAGUCGCACCGCAUCUGUUGGAAUGGUGGACUGAGGCAGCUGACGAGCUCCAAGAGCUGAGCCCGGAGGAGUAUGAGAGCUCCAAAUUGGAACAUGCUCGACAAAAUCUGGCCAAAGCUGUUCUCAACUGCUUUGGUAGGUUGUUGUAUCCGUCACGAGAGCAGCUGGACCAGUGGGACCAUGAUGAUAAGAGCGAGUAUCAUUCGUUCAGGCGCGAUGCCCGCGAUUUCCUACUGGCUGCCUAUCCGACCCUGGGCGUCGAACUGGUGCAGCUAUUCCAACAGCGCACACAGUCAGCUUUGGAAACUGAGAACUGGAAGAAUUUCGAGGCUUCCGUCUUCUGCCUUGCCCAACUGUCAGAAGCGGUAGACGGAAAUGAGCAGGCUGCGCAGUGCUUGAACGAGAUUUUCUUCUCUGACAAGUUUGCCGCGUUGUGUGUUAGCCAGGAGACUCAGAUCACACUUAAAGCUCGCCAGACCCUUGUCGAUAUGCUGGGAAAGUAUGAGAUCUUUUUUGAACGCACUCGAGCGCUGCUCCCGCGCGUGCUGACCUUUUUGUUCGCAUCCCUGAAUGUCGCCUCGUGCACGGCUGCCGCUGCACGAUCCAUUUCAUCACUCUGCAAGUCGUGCCGCACCGCGCUCACAUCUGAGUUGCCCGUGUUCCUUAAUUUGUUUAGAGAGUUCCAUCAGCUACCCGCGGCAACCGUUCAGAAUCUAGAGCGAGUCGUGGAAGGCAUCGCGGCGGUUAUCCAAGCUCUCGAUUCUGACGAGGCGAAGGUGCCCUAUCUGAACGACCUGUUGAGCCCUUUCCACGCACAUGCAAUGGCUGCGCGGGAAGAAGCACAAAAAGGCGACGUCGAGGCUGCUCGCAACCGCGGGCACCUGGCUCUCAGCUGUAUCGCCAGCAUCGGUCGAGGCUUGCGAGCCGACGUGGACGGCGUCGUGGACCUCGAAAGCGACAAGGAUUCUCACGUCGCCGACAACACCUUCUGGACCUCUCAUCCCUGUCAGCAGGGGAUCAUCCAGUGUCUUGAGAUGUUUCUCAGCGACUUCCCUCUCGAUGUGACCAUUGUCGAGGGGGUGUGUGAGGUCCUGAAGGCAGGCUUCACUGAGAAAAUGGGUUUGUACGUCUUUCACCCUCGCACGACUGCAACCUUUUUGGCCAACAUUCCUCUUGGGAUUAACGGUGCAGCGGACGUGGUGAUGAGCACGGCGUCAGCGUUCUUAGCUUCGCACAAGGCUCGCCCUAACGAGAUCCGCGAGGAAGCCGGGCUGCUCAUCAUCCACGUUUACUACGCGUUCCGCUUCAUGCUGGAGAACCCUGAGCAGCGCGAUCCGGAGAUUGCCAACAGUGGUAUUGGCUUCCUUACGCGUCUGCUCGGAAAGUACUAUCCCAUUCUUUUCUCUUUGACCAAUCCUCCGCCGCCCAAGACGGUGCAGGACACCCCGACAGGUCCGGAGCCGCCGGUCCUGUCCACCAUCCUCGACUUUACCCUAACCGCUCUUCGAGGGCCCGAGCCUCUUCCUCUCCGCUCGGCGUCGCAGUUCUGGGUUGGCACCCUCAGCCUUCCGGUGAACACUGGGCCGAUUCAACGAGUAAUUCGCGACUAUCUCCCGCGGCUCUGCCAUGUCGUCAUUACACAGCUUGGCGGGGGUUGCGCGCGUUCCGAUCUGAACCAUCUCACCGAAGUGCUGAAGAAAAUCGUCUUCAAGUACCAGGGGGCGGCGCAACCGCAUCUGGCGGCGGCACUGGAAGCGCUGAGGACCAAAGACGGGAACCAGCAGCAACAGCAGCCCGAAGCGGUGUCAAAAGAACAUGACCGAUUCCUGUCCAUGGUGCUAGCGGCACGAGGCUCCGCGGCCACGAACCAGAUCGUGAGACAGUUUUGGGUGAAGUGCCGUGGCGCAGGGUUUGACUAUGCGGGGUAG